Molecule: messenger RNA, 1512 nt
Organism: Tetrahymena thermophila SB210
Lineage: Eukaryota; Ciliophora; Oligohymenophorea; Hymenostomatida; Tetrahymenidae
Product: zinc finger, C3HC4 type (RING finger) protein
Exons: 9
Molecular function (GO): metal ion binding
Source: RefSeq, a predicted model, not a curated record
ACUUUUUAAUUAAAACAUUUGAUUUAUUAUUUUAUAUUAAUUAAUUUUUUGCUUUUAAAGUUAGAAUUGCAAGCAAGACACAAAAAAUAUCAACGAAUUGAAUUGAAUAUGAAAUUCUUUGAAAGAAUCAGACGCAAACUGCAGUCUUAGAUUAAUUUAAGUUAGAGAAAUUAAUCUAAUGGUUCAAGUCACUCUAAGGCAAACCAUAUGAAGAAGAUAAAUAAAAAAAAUAGAGUAGAUAGUUAAGAAUUAAAGAAGCUGUUUCUGUUAAAAGUUAGAGAAAGGAGCUGCUAAAUUUAAGGAAAGGAAAUAGAAGAAUACGAAACAAAAGUGUAAUUAUUAAAUUAAACUCCUGAUAUUAAGCCACCUAAUUAGGAUUAAGAUCUUAAAUGCAAAAUUUGUAAUUAUUACUUUAUAUAUCCAAUUGUGCUAAGAUGCAGUCAUGCAUUUUGCGAAAGGUGCUUAGACGAAUAUUCUACUAGGCAAUAGUUUUGUAUAGAAUGUGAAGAACCAUUGAGCCACUCUAAAUACAUUAAAUCUGAAAGUUUACAAUCAAUUGUAGAAAGACAUUUACUAGCUCUUGGAACGAAAUAACAUUCAACAUAUUAAAAUACCAAAAAAAUGAGAGAUGAACUAAGAAAUAAAAGAUACAUAAAAGAAUUUUCAGUCAACCAAAAUAUAGAUAUCAGAGACAAAUACUUUGAUUGGUAUGAAGGAAUAAUUAUGAACAUUAUUUCUAGCGACGAUAAAAAAUAUUUGGUUAUUUAACAUAAAAAUUCUUAAAGUAAAGUGGAAAUUAUAAAUAGCUUGAGUCCUAAUAUUGCUCCUCAUGGCUUUUUUACUAAAAGAAAAGAUCUUAAAACAAGAGAUGAGAAAAAGUUAGAUAUUGUUAAAAGUUUAGUCAAUUAAUAUGAAGAAAUUAGAAGCCAAAGAAGAUAAUCAUAAUAAGAAUAGUAACAGUAGUAGUAAUAGUAGUAACAGCAAGAAUCAUAGAAUGAUUAAAUAGAAAAUCAAGAAAAUUUUCAUGACAUUAUCUUGAGACAUUUGACAUCUGUUUAGAGUUUACCCUAUAUGAUUUCUUUAAUGAACGGAGCUAUGAGAAGAUCUGAAUCUUAGUAAAGAAUAAUGAAUACAAUAUAAAUAACAGUUAAUAAUAAUGGUUAGUAAUAAGAUGGGCAUUCUGAAGAACCAUAAGUACAGAUAUAGUUGUAGUAGUAGUAACUUGAUAUUUAACAACAAGGAAACUCAAACUAACCUCCCUAGAUUAUAAAUAUUCCUUAAGCACAAAACCAAUAAUAAAAUAAUCCACAAGAAGAAAAUAUUGAAAAUUCAUCGAAUAAUAAUUAAAAUGGAAACAAUGAAGAAUAGACUGAAAUAGUAAUAGAAGAAUAUGAAGCUGAAAAUGAAGAUGAUGAUGAAGAAUAUCUUGAUGAAGAUUAGGAUAUACUCUCUAAUUCUUAAUAUUCUUAUCAAAAUUUAGAUGCUAUACAAUAUGUUUAAGAAUGGCAAUGA